ACAGCGCGGGAUUAUCUCGCUCCACGUCCUCCCAUCCGGGGAGCGGACGAAAAAAAAAAAAGCUCGCGUUUACACCACACGCCGACCGAAGAGCGAUGGAGGAGCUGCCGUCGGCGGUGGUGCUGGAGAUACUGGGCCGGCUGGGCGACGCGGGCGACCUGGCCCGGUGCCGGCUGGCCUGCCGCGCCCUCCGCUCGCUCUCCUACCACGUCCCCUCCGUCCGCCUCCGCUGCUCCCCCUCCGCCGCCGCCGGCUCCGCCUCCACCUCCGCCUCCGCCCUCCCCUUCAAAACCCUCGCCCUCAACCUCGUCUCCCUCCUCGCCCCCUCCCUCCUCCGCCUCUCCCUCGCCGUCGACCCCCCCUCCUCCUCCUGGGACGACGCCGACCUCGACUCCGACGCCGACGACCUCCACCUCGCCGCCGCCGACUUCCUCUCCCGCUGCCUCCCCCCGCUUGCCCCCCGCCUCCGCUCCCUCGCCCUCUCCGACUACUGGGCCCAGUCCUGCUGGCGCCGCUCCGACGCCCUCGCCGUCAUCUCCCUUCUCUGUAACAACCUUGUUGAAUUGGAGGUGAGAAAUGCGUGGCUAUCGGUCAACGGCCUUAGAUGUAUGCCGAAACUGACCAGUCUAACACUGGAAUUCAUCAGACUCGAUGACGAGAACAUCGACAGGCUGAAUGAGUGUUUCCCUUCCCUCCAAGUCCUUAACCUAAUUGGGGUCGGGGGCCUUAAAGAGCCCAAACUCCAUCUCCCUCAACUAAAAAAGUGCCGCUGGACCAUUUCCAGCAUCCCGCUCAACUCGACUAUAGUUGCACCCAACUUGGUCGAGCUCGAGUUCACGAGCGUGGAACCGAAGAUACUCAUUCUCGAGACUCCAUCACUUUCUGACCUCAACCUUAUUAUUGUAAAACCUAGUGCCACCAUCGUUGGAGCCGAGAAGUGCCUCAGCCUGCGUAAUCUGAGGAUUGAAUCGUUUGGUAUACCUGGCCUUGCGCGCAUGUUUGGGGGCAGCCAGAGUUUAAAAAGACUGGAAAUCGAGAUCCCGAGGAGAACCAGAACUGAUGAAUUAUAUGAAGCCCUCUCUUUAAGCGAUCUACUUAGGAAUUUUCCCCAUCUGGAUGAACUUACGGUGGGCCCCGAGGCGUGGUUUGAAUUGCAAAAGCCUUGCAAUAUUUUAACUAGCACUGGAUAUUCGAGGUGUCUGAAGAAACUAACAGUGCAUCUUGAACCGUCGGAUUUCGACAUUAAAUUCAUGGCCCUUUUCUUGAGCUUGUGCGGACCGUUAUGUGAAGUGACCAUUCUUUUCUUCGACUCUUCCGAAGCCGCAGCUAGGGAACAAAUCGUCACAAAGUGUGCUAGCGAUUUCCCGAUGGUCAGGUGGAAAUGGGGCACCCGAAAGAAACCAAAUCGAAAUACCUUGUGAUAUGCUUGAUGUUCCAGCAACACGUAGGUCAAAUUGGUUAGGUUUUCUUUGUGAAAUACCUUUUCUUUUGUUGUUGUGCGUAUGUAGUAUUACCAGCUAGUUUGAUCAGUGUUUGGACAAAAGGAGGUGGGUUCUACUUGGGUGUAAUGUAAUAUAGCAGUGGAUAGCUUAAAACAUGCAAAACUACAUAUCAUUUGGUGUAAACUUAAUCCUUUCUAUUA
This is a messenger RNA of Ananas comosus (pineapple), 1642 nucleotides long. Its product is annotated as F-box/LRR-repeat protein At4g29420. Lineage: Eukaryota; Viridiplantae; Streptophyta; Magnoliopsida; Poales; Bromeliaceae. The record is from RefSeq and is a predicted model, not a curated record. The transcript has 3 exons. Gene Ontology annotation, molecular function: protein binding. The coding region runs from base 96 to 1421 and encodes 441 amino acids.